Aspergillus alliaceus is the source of this 993-nucleotide messenger RNA. RefSeq names its product cytochrome P450. The record is from RefSeq and is a predicted model, not a curated record. Lineage: Eukaryota; Fungi; Ascomycota; Eurotiomycetes; Eurotiales; Aspergillaceae. The transcript has 10 exons. Bases 1 to 993 code for a protein of 330 amino acids. Gene Ontology annotation, molecular function: oxidoreductase activity, acting on paired donors, with incorporation or reduction of molecular oxygen; heme binding; monooxygenase activity.
AUGGGAUGGCAGAAAUAUAUCGCCGUUGCGGCUGCACUUUGGUUCGGUCAGGUUUUGUACACGACGUUCACAUCGCCUGUUUGGCUACCUCUGAAGUUUGCAAGCCUUACUGGGAAUCGUAUAUACUUCGUCCAUGAGCUGCAUCGGUUUUAUGACUCAGUUGUUCGCAUUGCUCCCAAUGAGGUAGACAUAUCCUCACUUGCUGGAUUCAGGGAAAUACAUCGCACUGGGUCACAAUUUCUGAAGUCAAAAUGGUCUGAAAAGUUCCUCUUCCUUAAGAAACCGGGAUUGCGCCGAGUCUGGGAGCUCGUAAUCAGGGAGAAGGUUCAGUUGGCAGUCUCCCAGAUUCUGCAGGAUCUGAAAGUGGAUGGCAAACCUGAUCUGCUCAAGUGGUGGAUGUUCCUUGGUACAGAUGUGAGUAGACAUCUAAUGUUUAGAGUGUCAUUUGACAUGCUUCACUUUGGCAAAAAAAUUCAUCAUAUACACGUACUAGAGUCCGCUACCAAGGGGUCUGGGGUCAGGGCAGAGUUUCCGUUGCUCGCAUGGCCUUUGUUGCCAUAUACCUCUUUCUUCCUUCCAGACUAUCGGAUGACUGGUAAUGCUAGUUUUAGCAUCUUUGCCGGCAUGGUGCAAGAAUCAGAGAAGAAUGGCAGCAUUAUUACGGAUGAAGACAUGGCAUCAGAGGCCGGAAGCCUUAUUGUAGCUGGUGUGGAUACUACUGCCGCCAAUCUAACGUGCCUUAUAUGGGCAGAAGUCAGGCUACCGUUACUUAACGCGGUCAUCAUGGAAGCAUUGAGGCUGUACGGGGCAGCGCCAAGAGGGCUACCUCGAGAUACGCCUGAAGGUGGAGCAAUGGGUGAGAAUAAUUAUGCAGAUGCCGAGAGUUUCAAUGUGGACCCUUGGCUCGCCACUGGAACGGACGCUUCUGAAGUCGCUAAGAAAGCGUUCACGUUUGGGGCCGGUAGGGUCAGACUGGGGCUGACCGCGACGUGA